Chenopodium quinoa (quinoa) is the source of this 1028-nucleotide messenger RNA. Its product is annotated as probable signal peptidase complex subunit 2. Gene Ontology annotation, biological process: protein targeting to ER. NCBI's taxonomy places the organism in Eukaryota, Viridiplantae, Streptophyta, Magnoliopsida, Caryophyllales, Amaranthaceae. Gene Ontology annotation, cellular component: signal peptidase complex; membrane. The transcript has 5 exons. The coding region runs from base 112 to 693 and encodes 193 amino acids. The record is from RefSeq and is a predicted model, not a curated record.
ACAAACGCAAAUCCUAUUUAAUCGAUGAAAGAGAAAAUCGUUUCGAUCAGAGAAAAUUCAAAGCUACAACUACACUUCAAUUUCUCCACACCAAUUUUUUAGAGAGAGAAAAUGUCGAACGAAACAAAUACCACCUCGACGAAGCAGCAAAACCCUAAAAAAGCCAAUUUGUUGGAUCAUAAUUCUCUCAAACACAUCCUUGAUGAAUCUGCUACUGAGGUUGUUAAGAAUCGUGGAUAUGUGGAGGAUGUUAGGAUGAGCAAUGUACGAUUGUUGAUGGGAACCUUCAUCAUAGCCAUUGCCUUGGUGGCACAGUUUUAUCCUAAGAAGUUCCCAGAGAACAAGGAUUUUUUGAUCGGAUGCAUCACAUUAUAUAUCGUCUUCAAUGGUUUGUUGCAGCUGAUCAUUUACAAAAAGGAAAAGAACGCUAUAAUGUUUACUUAUCCUCCAUCGGGAUCUUACAAUGCUACAGGCCUUGUCAUAUCUUCAAAAUUACCAAGGUUCUCUGAUAUGUACACAUUGACAAUCGAAAGCGCUGAUCCAAAAUCAAUCUCCGCCCACAAACCUGUUGAAUUGACUAAGAGUGUCACCAAAUGGUUCACCAAGGAUGGAGUUUUGGUGGAAGGUCUAUUCUGGAAAGAUGUCGAGGGGCUAGUAGAUGACUAUAACAAGGAACCAAAGAAGAAAAAAUGAAUAGUAUGAGAUUUUCUCUUACCAACAGAGAUCAAAUCAGAGAAUGGUCUUAGAGAUUUAGAAUUCAGUAGAACUAAUUUUAUGCUGGAAAAAACUUAGACAUGUCAAAUCUUUCAGAAUUCUGUUUCUUGAGAUUAUUCUCAUCUUUCUUGAGUGCGAGAAUUUCUGAUCUCAAGAUUAUCAUUGAUAGUUUAUACGGAGUACAAGGUUAUGCUCAAUACUUAUACCUUUUGUGGUCACUCUGUUGUGAUUACUGAUUAGGGCCUUAAUUGUAUUUGGUUGGAGGAAAAAUCCUUUCCACAUAAUGACAUAUGCUACUUUGCUCUUUUUCUUUC